UUCCGACUUUAGACGUUCCUUAUUGUUACUGAUGGAACCAGCAUGCAACUUUCCAUACAUGAAAGCUAGUGAUAGUUCUUUGUGUUGACCAGCAUAAGUCAAUGAAUUGGUUUGGUUUUGGUUUCAAUGGUUUUGGUCAGAUAAGGCCUGCAGAUGUGAGUGGACAGGUAACCUGUAAAGUCAACACACCUGUCCUGAUAUCAGAUGUGUGUAGGUCAUGUGUGGUCAGAUCAGACUGUAGAGCCAGAGCCAGCUGGAGCUCCAGAGCUCGUGUGCAUCAUACAGACUGUGGCAGUCAUGUUUGUGUGUCAGGGUUCGUGUCGGGUUCAUCAGAACAGGUGUGCGGAGACGUUUUCCCAGAGAGUCAGGGAUGCACAGACACUCUCAUCAGUGAAAGAUACCUGACGCUCAACUUCACAGACAGAGUGGAAUGCUGGGAAAUACAGCAGCCACAAAACAAGCUUGUGUGGAAGAGAGAGCAAGACCUCUCUGACCAUACCGGAGAAAUUGCUCCGCUGCCGUUGGUGCCAGGCGGGUAUGUCAUGCCCGGACCUCCUUUUUUCCGUCCGCUCUGCUCUAAACUCUGUGCCGUGAGCCUGGCGUUGGGCACCGAACACGCUGUGCUGCUCACUUCAGACGGGACUGUGUAUUCCUGGGGAUCUGGAAGUCAUGGUCAGCUGGGUCACGGCGGUCUGACGUCACAGGAGGAGCCUCAGGUAGUGGAGGCGCUGUGGGGCGUCCCGAUCCGAGCAGUGUCCGCUGGGAGCUGGCACUCUGCUUCCGUCAGCACUGGUGGGGACCUGUAUAUGUGGGGCUGGAAUGAAAGCGGGCAGCUCGGUCUGCCGUCUAGAGGCCUGGAGGAGGAAAAACGCAGAGCAAAAAGCAGUGGAAACACUGACCAGACCGUAAAUAAAGAUGAAACGAACCAGGCCGAUGUGUUCAUCUCAAUUCAAGCGUUCCCUGCUCUAGUGGACGUCCCUGAUGUGUCAGAGAUCAGCAGGAUCAGCUGUGGAUCCCGUCAUACAGCGGCCGUCACAGGUACAGGAGAUCUAUACACCUGGGGAUGGGGUCAUUAUGGACAGCUGGGACAUUGCACUGAAAAUAGCACAGAUGAGCCGACGCUGGUGGAUCACUUCUCUAGUCACAGAAUGAGUGUUAAGGAUGUUGUGUGUGGGUCAUGGAACACGUUUGUGUCCACUGUGCCAAAAGAACAACCUCCAUCCUGACAGGAACAGGCCCAUUUCAGAGUGUCACAUGAUACAAGGAUGUCAAAGUUGCAGUAUUAGAGUUUAUUAAAUUAGGUACAAAUAUAUGGUCUAAAAUACAGGAUAGAAAGUAGAUUUAUUUAACAGGGAGUAAAAAUGUUUUCAAAUAUAUAAACAGUAGAAAUAUUAUACGAGAGAAUACAUUCACAAUUAGGACGUCAUGUUAUUGACAGAUUAAAGGCGCAGGUGAAAAAUCUGGA
This is a messenger RNA of Ctenopharyngodon idella (grass carp), 1465 nucleotides long. RefSeq names its product RCC1 domain-containing protein 1 (gene rccd1). The record is from RefSeq and is a predicted model, not a curated record. The transcript is spliced from 8 exons. Bases 102 to 1226 code for a protein of 374 amino acids. NCBI's taxonomy places the organism in Eukaryota, Metazoa, Chordata, Actinopteri, Cypriniformes, Xenocyprididae.